Impatiens glandulifera is the source of this 1165-nucleotide messenger RNA. Its product is annotated as E3 ubiquitin-protein ligase AIRP2-like. The transcript has 5 exons. Gene Ontology annotation, molecular function: ubiquitin protein ligase activity. Gene Ontology annotation, biological process: protein ubiquitination. The record is from RefSeq and is a predicted model, not a curated record. NCBI's taxonomy places the organism in Eukaryota, Viridiplantae, Streptophyta, Magnoliopsida, Ericales, Balsaminaceae. Bases 192 to 938 code for a protein of 248 amino acids.
AGAAGAAGAAGAAGAACAAGUCUAGAAUCUAGAGUGAGAAAAGGACUUGUUUUUGUUGUUGUAUGAAUGAUUGAAGCGAUUGGGUUUUGCAGCGUCGAUUGAUUGAUUGAUUGAUGCUUUCUGAUUUCACUUCCACAGAGAAUUUCUUCACGACCCUUUGUUUGUUUGUUUACGGUAGUAGUAAUUAAGGUAUGUACGUAGUAGGAUCUGGGAAAUCAUUCAAGGAUUCUAUGAAGGUCCUUGAAGCCGAUAUUCAGCACGCAAACACACUGGCAUCUGAUUAUCCAAGGGAAUACGAUGGCGCCUGUGUUCAGAUGAGAUUAUCGUACAGUCCUGCUGCUCACCUGUUUCUUUUCCUAGUGAAGUGGACAGAUUGUCAUCUUGCUGGUGCUCUUGGUCUUCUCAGAAUUCUAAUCUAUAAGGUCUAUGUUGAUGGAACCACAACAAUGUCUGUCCAUGAAAGGAAAUCUAGCCUAAGCGAAUUCUAUGCUGUUAUUUACCCCUCUAUAUUACAACUUGAAAGAGGGAUUACUGAUUCUGAAGAUAAAAGACAGAAAUCUCUAUGUAUGGAAAGAUACAGAAGAAGAACAGAUGAUGUUGAUGAUUAUGAUGAUGAAGAAGAUAUUGAAAGAGAAGAAGAAUGUGGAAUCUGUAUGGAGAUUAACAACAACAAUAAGAUUGUUCUUCCCAAUUGUAACCAUGCCAUGUGUCUCAAAUGCUACCACGAAUGGUGGGCAAGAUCUCAAUCGUGCCCAUUCUGUCGUGACAGUCUAAAGAGGGUGAAUUCAUGCGAUCUUUGGGUGUUUAUGGACAGUAAAGAUGUAAUUGACAUGGAAACAGUUACUAAGGAAAAUCUCAACAGGCUUUUCAUUCACAUAGAUAAGUUGCCUCUUGUUGUUCCUACAUUGUUUGACACUUAUGAUUCUCAUCUUAGGUAGGCAAAUCAAUCAAGUUAAAAACCUGUGAAUUUCCCUUCUUAAAGAUCGAUAUCUCGAGUUAGGACUGUUUCUUAUCUUGUUUAUGUUUCUGAUUAUAACAAAACCCGGCCUGAGUUAUUCGAGGCAUCGAGGUUGGGUUUAAGAUGAGUGGUAUUUUUAGCCCAAGUGUACAUUGCUUAUUAUGUGUAUAUAUAUUUAGUUCUCUUUUGUUGAUUCCAUUUCUCAUA